GGCACGCUCCGCUUGCUCCGGCUGUCACGUGACUCCAGAAAGAUGGCGGCCUUGACAGCGGAGCAUUUCGUGGCGCUCCAGAGCCUACUGAAGGCCUCCUCAAAAGAUGUCGUCAGACAACUGUGCCAAGAAAGCUUCUCCAGUUCAUCCCUUGACUCAAAAAGCCUCCUAGAUAAGACAUGUUCCAGCUUGUCUGUGCCCCAGGAGGAGGCAGAGCAACUACUCCAGGCUCUGCACCACUUCACCAGGCUGGUGGCCUUCCGUGACCUGUCCUCUGCUGAGGCGAUUCUGGCUCUCUUUCCGGAAAAUUUCCACCAAAACCUCAAAAACCUGCUGACAAAAAUCAUCCUGGAGCACAUAUCGACUUGGAGAGCUGAAGCCCAAGCAAACCAGAUCUCUCUGCCACGCCUGGUGGACCUGGACUGGAGAGUGGAUAUCAAAACCUCCUCUGACAACAUCAGCCGCAUGGCUGUCCCCACCUGCCUGCUCCAGAUGAAGAUCCAGGAGGAUCCUAGUCUGUGUGGAGAGAAACCCUCCAUCUCUGCUGUGACCAUGGAGCUGAGCAAAGAGACGCUGGACACCAUGUUAGAUGGGCUGGGUCGCAUUCGGGACCAGCUUUCUGCUGUAGCUAAUAAAUAAGGCAACCAGCUAUUGGCCUGCGAAGGUGUGGUUGUCCGCACAGAGGCUGACGGUGGGCAGACAGUGGGAUGGAGGGGCUGCUGCUACUCAGAAGGCUCAGUAGAGGAACGGAAGCCCACGCCCAUCGUUCCUCUCUUCUCUUCCUCCUGUUUUUCCUGAAGAUGAGCAGAAGCCUCCAUCUCUGAGAAGGCCCUGUGUGGCGCUAAGCUGCCCAGCCGUGGCAGUGCGAGGGAAUGUGUUCUUUAUCAGCCGCCUGUGUGUGCUGCUGUGGAGAGCUCAGGCCGGCACCGUAGCACUCACCUUGUGAGGUUACCUCCAGCAUUGGCUUGGGUGAGCUCACUUCCAGCCCUGGAAUACAUGGAGGGGAUUAGGGGUGAGGCCAGCAGUGCCUGCUUCCCGUCAGAGGGAAGUCAGCAGGCAGAUAGCAGCACGGUCCCCUCAGACCCUUCUCUGAGCUUGCAGCCCUGCUGGGCCACAGCUCCAGUUCAGAAAACUGGAACACACCAUUUGCCACUAUUCCCGGGCUAGGAAGUAGAAAGGAUUGGAAAUAAAUAACGGUGAUGGUUCUGACAGUCA
Molecule: messenger RNA, 1215 nt
Organism: Mus caroli (Ryukyu mouse)
Lineage: Eukaryota; Metazoa; Chordata; Mammalia; Rodentia; Muridae
Gene: Commd9
Product: COMM domain containing 9
Source: RefSeq, a predicted model, not a curated record